This is a messenger RNA of Erpetoichthys calabaricus (reedfish), 2383 nucleotides long. Its product is annotated as solute carrier family 15 member 1-like. NCBI's taxonomy places the organism in Eukaryota, Metazoa, Chordata, Cladistia, Polypteriformes, Polypteridae. The coding region runs from base 119 to 2290 and encodes 723 amino acids. Gene Ontology annotation, molecular function: dipeptide transmembrane transporter activity. Gene Ontology annotation, cellular component: membrane. The record is from RefSeq and is a predicted model, not a curated record. The transcript is spliced from 23 exons. Gene Ontology annotation, biological process: transmembrane transport; oligopeptide transport.
UAUCACCAGAAAGAUUGCGCAGGGAUCAAGUCCAGCUUUAAAGAUAACAUCCCAGAACCACUCUGUCUUCUCUCUGGGGGACACUGGGCAGAAAGGACUGUCUGCACCAAGGAGCAGCAUGGCAGCAGACAAGGAACAUGUGAAGAAGCCAAAGUCGAAGAUGGAGGUAUGUGGCUAUCCACUAAGCAUCUUCAUCAUCGUCGUCAAUGAAUUCUGUGAAAGGUUCUCCUACUAUGGAAUGCGAGCCGUGCUGGUCCUGUAUUUCAAGUAUUUCCUUCGCUGGGACGACGACACUGCUACCGCCAUCUACCACAGCUUUGUUGCCGUCUGCUAUUUGACUCCUAUCUUUGGGGCGAUAAUCGCAGACUCAUGGCUGGGCAAAUUUAAAACCAUCUUUUCCCUGUCAAUAGUCUACACGAUUGGACAAGCUGUAAUGGCAGUGAGCUCCAUCCAUGAUUUGACUGAUAGUAAUAAAGAUGGAACCCCUGACAGCCUUCAAACCCAUGUAGCUCUGUCCAUGAUUGGCUUGCUUCUCAUUGCGAUUGGCACUGGAGGAAUCAAACCUUGUGUUUCUGCAUUUGGGGGAGACCAGUUUGAAGAUAACCAGGAAAAGCAGAGGAGCAGAUUCUUUUCCAUCUUUUACUUGUCCAUCAAUGCUGGCAGUCUUCUGUCCACUGUGAUCACGCCAAUCCUGAGAGGUCAGGAGUGUGGCAUCCACACACAGCAAAAGUGCUACCCCUUAGCCUUUGGAGUUCCAGCUGCACUGAUGCUUGUUGCCCUACUUGUUUUCCUUGCUGGCAGCGGCCUGUAUAAAAAGGUGUCCCCACAGGGUAAUGUAAUGCUUAAAGUCACCAAAUGUAUCGGGUUUGCCCUAAAGAACAGAUGGAGGCACCGGAGCAAGCAGUUCCCCAAAAGAGAGCACUGGAUGGACUGGGCAGAUGAAAAGUAUGAUAAACGCCUAAUUUCUCAGAUCAAAAUGGUGCUGAAGGUUUUAUUCCUGUACAUCCCCCUUCCUAUGUUCUGGGCUCUUUUUGAUCAACAGGGCUCAAGAUGGACAUUACAAGCUACUACCAUGGAUGGCAAUUUUGGUCUCAUGACGAUUCAGCCAGACCAAAUGCAGACUGUAAAUCCAAUUCUCAUUAUUGUACUUGUUCCAGUUGUGGAUGGCCUUUUGUAUCCUCUGAUUGCCAAGUGCAAGCUUAACUUCACGCCGCUGAAGAGAAUGACUGUUGGGAUGCUUCUGGCUGCUUCUGCUUUUGUGGUAGCUGCUGUAGUACAAAUUCAGAUCGAUGCAACACUUCCAAAUUUCCCUGAGUCUGGCCAAUCACAGCUUAAAGUCAUAAAUCUUGGCAAUGAAACUGUCACCGCAAAGUGGAAGGACAAAUUCUUGAAAUUAGACCAAUGGACGAACAGCGCAUACGAGGAUAGCAAGAGUGAACAAAUACGGUUAUCUGUAGAAUAUGGACAAAAUGAAAGAAACUACAGUCUGGAUCUGCAGAGUGGCACUCGUCAGACAUUGUUACUGACUAAUUCUCUGCCUGCGUACAAUAUGCUCACGGACAUUGGGGAAAAGCCUGAGCAAGGAAGCAAUGCCAUUAGAUUUGUGAACGGCAUUAAUCAACCUGUUAAAAUUAGUGUGGGUGGGAUAGACUUGGGAAAUGUCAAUUUCCUCUCAUCUACAAACUACACUCUUGUAAAAGAUGGAACGAGCAACUUCAACAUUUCUUCGAAUGGAUUUUUCUGCAACAGUUCAAAAACUUUCGGAUUUGGCAGCUCUUACACCAUUGUCAUUAAGGAGAUAUGUGCACAAAAUACAGCCUUGAAUCUGAUGUAUGUUGAAGAUAUUCAAGCCAACACCAUUCAUAUGGCCUGGCAAAUACCUCAGUAUUUCCUGAUUACCUCUGGUGAAGUCGUAUUUUCAGUGACUGGGCUGGAGUUUUCUUACUCUCAGGCACCUAGCAAUAUGAAAUCAGUUCUGCAGGCAGGCUGGCUCUUGACUGUAGCUGUUGGAAAUAUCAUUGUGCUGAUUGUGGCUGAAGCUGGAGAAUUCCCAAAGCAGUGGGCUGAGUACAUACUGUUUGCCUGCCUUCUGUUGGCCGUAUCGGUCCUGUUUGCAGUCAUGGCAUAUUUCUAUACAUAUGUGGAUCCAGUAGAAAUUGAAGCCCAGUUUGACGACGAAGAACGCAAGAAGAACCACAUUAAAGUGAAUGGAGUAAGCACCUAUGAAAUGGAAGAAGACUUCAAGGCCCAUGAAGAUAAGCAGAAUGAUGUCAAACAGACAAAAAUCUAAGAUGUGUUCAUAUAUACCUUUUAUAUUAAUUACAAUUACAAAGUGAACUUAUUAAUGUGCAACAGAAAUGAGCUUGCUAAACAUAAAUGACUU